CGGCGAUGGUGGAGGAGACGAUGGCGAGCGUCAGCAGCCAGCCCAGCGAGGAAGCUCUACUUCGCAUUGCGGGAACUCAAGCGGAUCUUCCUCCAGGAUCUUGUCGUGCUGCCAAAGCGACGAUUUCUCACCAAUGCGUCUAAACAAGGGGAUGAAAAGCGAGCACUUGCUUGGUAGUGGGUUCCCUCCGUAGCAAAAGCAAGACGAAAAGAAAAGCAGAGACAGUGAGGAAAAAGCAGCCACUUGAAAAUUCAUUCUUUCGCACAUGGUUCUAGUCUCUCAAGGCGCGGGCCGUGGCCGCCGUUGGAUCGGCUCAUUGCUCAGAUGUUUAAACGUGAGCCGCUGGAUCCAGCAUAUUCGUGCAGUUUGAAUUUGGGCCGUUGGAUUCCAUGAUGGGAUAGGGUUUAGGGUUCUUAUUCGGCUAUGGCGAUGGCAGCAGUGCCUUACUCUUGUCUCGUCCGUCUCCAGCGUUCCAGGCCCCACAUUGUGCCCGCAAGAUGCUCUUCUCCCGGCCCUGCGACGAUCGGAUGCUGCCGCUGGAAGAAAACGUGGUAUUUCUCCGGAUUUCUCAGCAGGAGGCCGCUCGAUCCGGCUAGGGCUCUCGACGAGGAGGGAUACUACGUCCAGGAGGAGCAGGAUUACAUCCAUCCCAGGUAUCCUUUCAGCAACCAGUUCAAUCCCGUGGACGACCGGACGCUGCUCGAGAAGGCCGCGGACGAGCUGGAGAAGAUCACCCCGCUCAAGGCCGUCAAGAUCGCGACGCUGGCGGCGCUGGUCUGGACGGCCGCGCAGUGGUUCCUUGGCGCGGUGGUUUUCAACUCAAGCUUGUGGAUGUACGCGAGCUGGGCGCUCAUCUUCUGGCCAUGGCCGGCUGCGCUGCUCGUCGGCGCUGGCGCGUGCUUCCUGGCUCACAAGCGCUACACUCGGUGGGACGAUCGAAAGUACCGGACAAGAGCUCGCGACAGAGAUGCGCUGAUAAUCAUCGCGGGGGCGCUGCUAUGGCUCAUCCUCGUCCCUCUCGGCCACUUCCAAGGCUACGUCGAAGGCUUCCCGGCGAUCUUCUAUGGCGUCUACUGCGCCUUCUUCAUGUUUGAGAGGAUGAUCCGGAUGAGAGUCUAUGGCAAGACUGAUACAGGCCCAGAGGACAAGGACUGGGCUCUUCCGGUGAGCCGCGCGACUUGGAUUGGGUUCGCGGGAUCGGUGGUGGCGGGGCACUGGCUGGCGGCGUUUGAGUCGCCGCCGCUGGUGGAGAGCUGGAACCUCGGGUGGCAGGCAAAGGUGGCGGCGGUGAUGGUGCUGGCGGCGCUGGCGCUCAAGUACUACGGGACUUACUUCCUUCUCAAGUUCUCCAAGAAGGUGGACAGUCCAAACAUCGUGGUGCCGUUCGGGCCUUACCGCUGGGUGAGGCAUCCCAUCUAUGGCAGCAGCAUUCUCCUCUUCUCGGCGUUUUGCCUGGCGCUGCGAGCCUACGGAAGUAUGGCGCUCAUCCUCGCCGGCUGCCUCUUCUACUACGAGCAGCUGGUCCAGCGCGAGGAGGAGCUACUACUCAAGCAUUUUGGCGAGGAGUAUGGAAGCUACAAGAGGAGUGUGACCAAGAAGUACGUACCUUACUUGUACUGAGACAGCCUUGGUUUUUUUUCUUUCAGCAGGGGUGGGAAGAGUAGGACAGACAUGUUUUGCGAGCUUUCCAUGAACUUAGGAGAGUCAAAAGCGAGAAA
This is a messenger RNA of Selaginella moellendorffii, 1718 nucleotides long. RefSeq lists its product as uncharacterized. The coding region runs from base 424 to 1620 and encodes 398 amino acids. The transcript is spliced from 2 exons. Lineage: Eukaryota; Viridiplantae; Streptophyta; Lycopodiopsida; Selaginellales; Selaginellaceae. The record is from RefSeq and is a predicted model, not a curated record.